UUGUGUCAUAAAUAAAACUAAAAUUUGUCGAGACAUUUCGUACAUAAAUAAACAAAACUCUCGGUCAUUACAAUCCCAAAUUGACACCAAUUUAUUCCAAUGUUCACGUAAUAGUUAUCAGGACGUCAAUUUAGGUUCCAGUUGCGAAUUCGCCCGGCAUUUUCGACUGAUAUGUGUGACGGGUGAAGUUUAUAAUGGCUCCUGUGUUUAAGAAUGAUGUAGUAAAUAGAUUGCUUAACGUGAGGCUGGACGAUGGGGGGAACGGGGAUGAGGUUCCGCCGCAGAACAUGCUGCCAUCUAACCAGCAGGCGAGGCAAGGGAGCAAUGCGCCUGACGAAGAAAGCGGGCCGUCUUGCGAGCCGAUCGCGUCGUCGUCUGCAAUCGAGAAUCUUCAACCUACGAACAGCAGCGGCGGCCGAUUACACAACUGGCAAGCGACCAAAACGACCGUCAAGGAACGCCUGUCCUUUCUCUUCAACAACGAAAUAUUGUGCGACGUCCAUUUUAUCGUGGGUAGGGAGGCGAACCAGCAAGUUAUACCCGCACACAAGUUCGUCCUCUCCGUCGGCAGUGCGGUCUUCGAUGUGAUGUUCAAUGGCGUCCUAGCGACCAAAUCUGACGAAGUAGAGCUACCCGAUGUGGAGCCGGCGGCGUUCCUCCAUUUACUUAAGUUCCUAUACUCGGAUGAAGUUCGGAUUGGUCCGGAGAGUGUUAUGACAACUCUGUACACUGCUAAGAAGUAUGCGGUAGCCGCUUUAGAGGAGCAUUGCGUGGAUUUUUUAAAGAGUAACUUGGGUACGGACAAUGCUUUCCUGUUAUUGACACAGGCGCGGCUGUUUGACGAGCCGCAACUAGCUGCGCUCUGCUUGGAGAUGAUAGAUAAAAAUACAGCUGACGCUUUAAAUGCUGAAGGUUUUACUGAUAUUGAUCAAGACACCUUGAAUGCAGUUUUAGAAAGGGACACCCUACGCAUCAGAGAAGCCAAAAUAUUCUCAGCGGUACUGCGCUGGUCAGAGGCUGAGUGCAUCCGUAGACAACUCCCUGUAACCCCCACCAACCAACGCACAUCACUAGGACGAGCCUUCAACGCCAUCCGUUUCCCCCUUAUGUCUGUAGAAGAAUUUGCAAUGGGCCCCGCACAGAGUGGUCUACUCGAUGACCGUGAAAUAGUUCAACUGUUUCUUUAUUUUACCGUAAACCCUAAACCAAAUGUUGGGUUUCUAGACACACCAAGAUGUUGUAUGACAGGGAAGGAGUUAACGGUGAACAGGUUUCCGCAGACGGAGUCUAGAUGGGGUUACAGUGGGACUACUGACCGGAUCAGGUUUACGGUGGACCAAAGAAUAUUUGUAGUUGGUUUUGGACUGUAUGGGUCGUAUUUCGGACCGACGGAGUAUGAAGUACAUCUGCAGAUAAUUCACCUAGCAACAAAGAAAGUAUGCGGCUCCAACACAACGACGUUCUGUUGCGACGGCACCGACGACACCUUCCGCGCCAUGUUCAAGGAGCCUGUCGAGAUACUGCCCAACACUUCUUACAUCGCGUCUGCUAAACUCAAGGGCACAGAUUCGUACUACGGCACCAAAGGUCUCCGCCGCGUGACGGUGGACUGCAACAACGGGGAAAAGGUAGUCUUCCAGUUCUCGUACGCGGCCGGCAAUAAUAACGGGACUUCGGUCGAGGACGGUCAGAUACCCGCCAUCAUAUUCUACAUAUAAGCAGAGAAAAACCACAGAUUAUAUUUGUUCCAAACUAGUGAUCCAAAGGGCUCGAGCCUUUUAGCUCUUUUUUUAGGGCUCGCGUCAUCUCUUGACGCCUAAAAGGCUAAACGCCUGUUUAGCUCUUUAGCCCCCGAGCCUAGUUCUGUUUAAGAGCCUACGCUAUUUAAGAGAUGAGGCGAGCCCUAAAAAAAGAGCUGCAAAGGCUCUUUUCGAUCACUAUUCCAAACACAAAAUUAAAAUUUAAAAAGACGAAUUCAUACUAUGAAUUAUCUCAGGUGAUUUUUUCGGGCUCGGACCCUAAUGUGUUAAACAAAAGGUAUUGUUUCCUUUAUGCAGUGGUUAUAAUGCUUACUGCUAAUAGCCCCGACAUAAGUAACGGGAACAAGCCCGUUUAAAAAGCAAAUUUACCGUUCUAAUCAUAUGGUUCAGAUUUAUGAAACAGCCCAUUCGGAGAUAACACGUUUUUGUUAUCUCCAAAAACAAGACCACCUGAUUGUUCUCUGAACAAGCUAUCAUAUGAAUUUGAACCUUAAUACUAUCACGAUAGUUGCUUUUUAAACGACAUGGUUACUUUGGCGCGUGCCGCUCUUAAAAGAAACAAAUUCUUUUGUUUAACGGAUUAGCACCCGAACUCGAAAAAAUCAUCUGAGAUAAUUCAUACUAUACUAAGAAGCUGAUUUUCUAACGCGCCGAUUUUCUCGUGUACGCGUCAUGAACACAUUCGCAACUGUGACUAUGUGUGGGUUCGAAAUUCUUCUAGUCACGAAGUCAGUUUUGUCUUUUCUGUUUUUUUUUGUUUUGGAACCAAACUCUGGACUAUGGUGUAUCAUCCGGUCCGCUCGUUAGAUUAUAAUCAUUAGAUAAAAUCGUAAAAGCUAAAAAAGCAUCGUUGACAAAAAAUAUUGCCGCGAGAACCGGGUCAUAGGAAAAUAAACCUUAUGACCUAAGUCGUAGAUCGAUUAUCAUACGUCUCUCUCUACGCAUUCUGUCUCAUUUCAACGAGCUGUGCACUGUUUAUCAAAAGCUUGUAGCUUGUAAUACAAGUGGAAGUCCCUUUCUAACAAAAGCUGUCAAAAAGGGACUUCCACUUGCAUUACAAGUUACAAGCUUUUGAUAAACAGAGCACUAGUAUUUAAAAAGUACGUGAAUUGACGUCAAUGUGCAAUGGAUUUUGUUACGUAGAACAUUAAUCAAAUUAUUUAUUUUUCACCUCAGCAGCUCGAACAAGGGUACUUUGCUCACUUAGUGAGACAGUAUGAGUGAGCAAAAUCGUACUUUGCUCACUGAGUGAGACAAAAUGUCAUUCAAGUGACUUUUAUAGUCAAAUGUCAUUUCAACAUGCGGGGUCUAAUACAAGUUCGAUAUACUUGGGUUCUAUUAUCUCUGUCCCUCUAGGUAUGUUCUCACUGCUUAGUGUGAAAAAUUUUGUGUACUACACGAGAUCAAAGUUAUUUACAUCUCGUGCGCUUUUGAAUCCCUUACUACGCUCAAGAUUCUAAAUUAGAUUCACGAGCGUAGCGAGUAUUAUAGAAUCUUUCGCUUGCACGGGACUCAAAAUAAGCACUCGAAGAAAUAUCAAACUUUGAUCUCUUGUUGUACAAAUAACUAUUCAAAAUGCGAGGAGCGAAUGUUAUGAAUUUUAAUACAUUAUAUGAUUUAGAACUCCUGAUAUAAAUUUAUGUUUUUGUACAUACUUCCAAUUAUUUAUACGCUUUUUUUGAAAAAAUAUAUUUUUUUAAUGCUACAAUUUCUGUGAUUUUUAUGUUAUUUCUACUCGGAUCACUUUUUAAUACUAAUAGAACAUUAAUUAAAUAUCCCGAAGUUUUUUGUUAUAUUGAACCGCAGAGAAAGCUUUCAAAAAUGUAUUUAAAAUGUGUUUUUCUCUUGAACUGAGUAGAAAUAACAAUGUUGUAGUAAAAGCAAAAAUAUUUGUCCAGUCAGCAGCAGAAGUUGCUAAGGGGUUAUCCAUU
Molecule: messenger RNA, 3691 nt
Organism: Cydia fagiglandana
Lineage: Eukaryota; Metazoa; Arthropoda; Insecta; Lepidoptera; Tortricidae
Product: BTB/POZ domain-containing protein 2-like
Exons: 4
Coding region: 195-1718 (507 amino acids)
Biological process (GO): neurogenesis
Cellular component (GO): cytosol; P-body
Molecular function (GO): protein binding
Source: RefSeq, a predicted model, not a curated record